AUGUCCAGCACCCGCGCUGAGCUAAUGGCCAUCCUAGAUUAUUUGGAGUGGGCCCUCACAACUGAGCCUCAAACUGACCCUGUUCACCAUUAUGUGCACACACACUUCCAAGCUGCCCAUCGGGCAUGUGCUAAUGGUAUUUACACAGAUCCCGUACUGCAGGAGAUCCGGCACCAGGCACGCCUGCUCCGCGAAUGCAAUCGCGAUGUUACCAUCCACUGGGCCCCUGCGCACUGCGGCAUCCCCGGAAACGAGAAGGCUCAUAGACUGGCGCGCGCUCAUCUCUCUACCGUGCAAGCCAGAGCCUCCGAUACUCCUUAUCCUCUCCUAGCUACCACACCUGAGGUAGCAGACCCGAUGGCAGACAAGCAUGCGACCAAACAACGACGUGCCGCCUACCUCGCAGCAGUGGGCAAUCCACUCUCUAUACCAUCGCUUCCAUCGAAGAUAUUCACACGGCAAGAGUCAGUCUUGCUUCGAAGAAUUCAGACAAGCACCCUCCUUACUCCUCACUUGUUGAACCGUUUCCACAGGGGUGGCACACCACCGCCCGUAAGUGGGUUCUCUUCCACGUGCACAUGUCGGGCUGAUCUCAACCACCAUUGUUGGGAGUGCCCCCUCUACAUCCCACCAAGGCUUCGUGCUCUGGCCACCAUACAACGGGGACCCUGGCCUUCUUUUCUCCCGACUUGGGCUUGCCCGGAUACCACGUCUCCGGACCAUGCCAUCGAGCUCUGGCGAGCACUGCUGUUGUUCCUCCAGGACGCUGCUGCACCGCCCGUCGGUGAUCGGCUCCGCGACAGCCACAAGCGUCAUGCGGCCCCCACUUAG
This is a messenger RNA of Dermacentor albipictus, 831 nucleotides long. RefSeq lists its product as uncharacterized. NCBI's taxonomy places the organism in Eukaryota, Metazoa, Arthropoda, Arachnida, Ixodida, Ixodidae. The record is from RefSeq and is a predicted model, not a curated record. Gene Ontology annotation, molecular function: RNA-DNA hybrid ribonuclease activity; nucleic acid binding.